GUACGUGUGUCGUCUCGCGUACGUGAAAACGCGUUCCGUGUGCAGUUCGGUGUGAGCGCAACGUGUUGCUGUUGGCCGGGAACGAGAGAGGCGAGUUGCCGCCACCGCAAACCUAUAUGUAUACACGCAUGUACGUUUGUGUUGGCCACGAUGUUUCCCAGUUGUGUAUUCGCUAGGCGAAAAGAGCUAGCUAGAAGAGGGUAAGAGGAGGAAAGAGAAGAUAAAGAAAUGGUACCGAGUGCGAGAGGGAGUUGACCGAAGAAAAAGUAUUGGCGUGGUGGGGCGGUUAGCGACAGUCUACCAUCGCACCGGUAGUGGUAACGCGGGUGUCGGUGCUGCUUGAAGGUGUAUACGCGUGCACGGAUACAGCACCGAUACACUAACACGAGUAGGAACUAGAGAGAGAAGGAGAACAGCAGGGAGACAGAGGAGAGACGAUCGGUAGACAACGGUAGAGGAGUGGUAGAGAAGCACGGAGAGCAAGUUGGCAGAGACAGUGUCGAGAGAAGCGGUCGGUGGCAGUUCGAGUCUGUCGUCAGGUCGGGAGACGCGCGGUCAGUAUCGAACCGUUCGCGAGCUUCGCCACGUUUUUCAACGAUUUUUCUAUUUUUCUCUUCCUCGUGUUUGCCGCGGGCGGAAGGAAAUCGUGCGAUCCACUCGUUUUCGUUCACCACUUACAUAUCUCAAGAUGGGUUAAACGGUGUUCCCGAAACGUUGCGCGAUUUCACGCAAGACCGGUAAUUCGAUUUCAUACGUAUACCUGGUGUGCAAACUUCGCAGUGUUUCCAAGUGCAAACAAGUGUGCUCGUUGCGAGAACUCGAUCCUUCGUAUGCACUGUACGGAUCGAACGAUAUCUCGCUGGUUCGUGUACUACUCGUUCUUUCGGAUAGAUCGUUUCGAUAAGAGAGGAGAGGAGGAAGAAUAUUCGCUCGAUCAUCAGGAAAGAAAGGUGUAAAAGAAAGAGAUACGCGUAGGUACGAGUGUGAUUCGGUUCGAACCGAAUGAAUCGUGCGCGUCGGCGACGACGUCGAAGACGAGGACGACGGGGAUAGUUGGAUGGUCGGUUGGUUGUCGAGGAGACGCGGAUAAUGCGGCAACUACGUGACCGACCGAGCCACGUUCAGCGAUUCAGUGGAUCAACCUCGACCUCCAAACGUAUUGUCCACGGGGAGUAUAGUUUCGAAGGAUUCGUCUAGCCAAUUACCCAACGAAGGACAAAAGAUUAUCCUUAUUCGCGUGCGAGACUUCGAGUCGAUCGUAGAAAGAUUUGUUGGCGUCGACGAGCAGAUUCCUGCACCGAUCUAAGAGAAACCGUUAAUCGAGACUGGAUCGGAUCGUGCAAAGUAGGACAAAGUGCAAUAAUCCUACUUAAGAAGGAACCUAUGCCGUGUGUACCUUCGCGAACCGUAGGAAGCCAACGACGAGGAUCUUCGAAGGAUAUCGUUGAAUCGCGGUUUAAAGGUCGUUGCUUCUUCGAUCCUCGAGUAUUCGAUGACCAUUCCACGGUAGCGUAGUAUUUACACAGGAAGCCUCCUACGAAAACGAAGUACCUACUAAUCUACCAAAUAAAUCAAUUAGUUCUCCUCUUGAUUAAGAACAAUUUUACACGUAUAACCGCAUAAUUAAUCGCGCACAACGAGCAAGAAAGAAAAAAAGACCGAGUAGGAACCGUAUUCAGAAUACGGAAAGAGUCGAUCGAGGUAUGUGCAACAAGUUAAGGGGGAACCACGUGACUAUAACUACCAAAGCAAACAUCCGAGCAAGCGUAGAUAAGGGGUUGGAGGCGACGACCGCAAACAUACAGAUGCGCGCAAAAACCAUCCUCCUGCGUAAUCUUUGCAGCAUGUCGCGUGUCGAGUCAAAACUAUAACUCGCUGGCCGAGUUAUCCGAAGGAAGCUUCGAAAGAUUGCAUUGUAAUCGGUGGUUGAUUACGACCAACGAAAAAAGCGUGGAAACAACAGGAAAUCGUGUGUAUUCGGAGACGAUGCAUCGUACCGGUCGAAUUUCCGGUACAAGCGCAACACCUUGAAUGACUUUCCCGUUUUGUGGCUUCGUUUUCGACUCGUCCGACGAGAGGGCGAGACAAAUGCCCGUCGCUUCGGAAGAUUGGGUGCCGCACCCGGCUAAAAUAACCAGUUCCAUCACCACUGUCAAAGGUGCCACCAUUCAAAGCACCACCACUGCUUGGAUGUCGCCUUACAGCAGAGCAGCACCCUCGGAACGUUCUACCCCCAACAACAAUAAUAACAAUAACAACCACAAUAAUAAUAAUAACAAUAAUAAUGGUGUUGUUAUACUGGAGGGAUGUAGACCGCCCGCCGCGACCACGGCCAGAAGAUUCCUUAGGUGGUUCAGUAGACUCGGCCAACCACCAAUGGGAAAGUCAGGGGUGUUGGAGAUGGCAGCCACAGAGAGCACGAUCCGUUUCAGCGGCCACACGUUGGACAAGGCUACAAAGGCCAAGGUAACGUUGGAGAAUUACUACAGUAAUCUAAUAGCUCAGCACAUCGAGCGAAAACAGAGGCUGGCUAAAUUAGAGGAGUCGUUGAAAGACGAGGGACUGUCGGAGCAGCAGAAGCAAGAGAAACGGUUGCAGCAUGCUCAGAAAGAGACCGAAUUUCUUCGAUUGAAACGCUCCCGUCUCGGCGUCGAGGAUUUCGAGCCUCUCAAAGUCAUUGGUAGAGGCGCUUUCGGAGAGGUGAGACUGGUGCAGAAAAAGGACACCGGUCAUGUGUACGCGAUGAAAAUCCUUCGAAAAGCCGAUAUGCUCGAAAAGGAACAAGUCGCGCACGUCAGGGCCGAAAGAGACGUGUUGGUGGAAGCGGAUCAUCAAUGGGUCGUCAAAAUGUAUUAUAGCUUUCAAGAUCCCAUUAAUCUCUAUUUAAUAAUGGAAUUUCUUCCAGGCGGUGAUAUGAUGACGUUGCUGAUGAAGAAAGACACGCUUUCCGAAGAGUGUACACAGUUUUACAUUUCCGAAACGGCAUUAGCGAUCGAUUCUAUUCAUAAGCUAGGAUUCAUUCACAGAGAUAUCAAACCGGACAAUCUGUUGCUGGACGCACGGGGUCACAUAAAGCUUUCCGAUUUCGGGCUUUGCACGGGUUUGAAGAAAUCUCAUAGAACCGAUUUCUACAGAGACCUCAGUCAAGCGAAACCAUCCGAUUUCAUGACGUCCUGCGGAAGCGGAAGCGGUGGAGCGAUGGAUAGCAAAAGGAGAGCCGAAAGUUGGAAAAGAAACCGAAGAGCGUUGGCGUACAGCACAGUGGGAACGCCGGACUACAUAGCUCCAGAAGUAUUUUUGCAAACUGGUUACGGUCCUGCCUGCGACUGUUGGUCCUUGGGGGUUAUCAUGUACGAAAUGCUCAUAGGAUAUCCUCCGUUUUGCAGUGAAAAUCCUCAGGAAACUUACAGGAAAGUGAUGAACUGGAGAGAAACUUUGGUGUUCCCACCGGAAGUUCCCAUCAGCGAAGAAGCUAAGGACACUAUAAUCAGAUUCUGCUGCGAGGCUGACAGAAGAUUAGGCGCGCAAAGAGGUAUCGAAGAGCUUAAAUUGGCCCCGUUCUUCCGUGGAGUCGAUUGGGAACACAUCAGAGAGAGACCAGCCGCGAUACCCGUCGAAGUGCGUUCGAUCGACGACACCUCCAAUUUCGACGAAUUUCCUGACGUGAAAUUGGAAAUCCCAUCCGCCCCGAUGCCUCAAGACGGAGAGGUAAUAUACAAGGAUUGGGUAUUCAUUAAUUACACGUUCAAGCGAUUCGAAGGUUUGACGCAACGAGGCACGCCGACCAAGAAAUAGCAACACUCCAUUUCAUGCUCGGUUUCAACCAGUCAGCAGUCUGACGCAACUGGAAUUCCGGCCUUGGUACAUCAUCCGUACCCUUCGUUGUCAUCGACGCUAUCAUCGCGGAUGGACGGCUGAUCCGUUUCGAUUAUCGAACACGGCCCAGUCGAUCAUCGGGAGAACGAUUCGUUCUUACAUGUACAUACGCGAUGCGGCGAGCACAAUACGCGUACGUAUGUAUAUGUUAAAAGAAGAAGCGAAGAGGGUGAAAGAGAAAUUGGUGGAGGAGGAUCAAGGGAAGAGGAAAGAAAAUCGAAACGAACAUGACGUAACGAUGAUCAACGUGUAACAAGUCGUGGAUUAUUUAUCGUUUACAAAGGGACAAAGAACGGUACGAUAAAAGAUUCUCGAGACGAGCGAGUGCGAUAAUUCUGAUGCACAUGUGAUAAGGAAGAAGCGACAUAUUUUCAUGCGCACCCUAAUCUUUAGCGAUUUUUCAGUUUUACUGUCAAAGAAAAGAAGAAACACGCGUUUCCUUUCCGUUCUAUUGUGGAUAUAUUUUCAAUCCAACACUUCGAUACGUAGCAUAAUAAGCUCUCUGUAGUGAAAAUAUUAAUAGAAAAGAAUAGGGAAGAUGGAGCCUCGGUCCCGUGAUUCUCGCAGUGAAAUAACGAUUUAUUUUACGUAACGUGUUUUUGUUCGGUGUGUUUUCUCUCUUUUCUUCUAACGAUAUACCGGCUCGACUCUCGUAUUCAGCUCUCUUCUCAACGUUGUAUUUAUAGCUAGUGCUGUGAUAUGAAAUUAUUUCAAAGUUUUGUAUACAAAUAGCUGUUUUGUCUGUUAACGAAUACUGAACUUUACGAACGUUGUAUACUUUGUUCGAUCGUGCUUACGUUUUCUUUAAAAAAAAAAAAAUUUAGAAAUUUGUUGGUGUAAAAAAGGGUAUUAUUUUAUAUUUAUAUAUACAUAUAUAUAUAUACAUAUAUAUAUAUAUAUCUUUUUAGAGCUUUUUCCUGAAUAUUUAUUAUACUAUUGUGUUGUAAAACUCCACGGAGAAUUAUAUGAUUACUAAUUCUUCGAGGUGAAUCAUGCGUAUAAUCGUGUAGAUUUCCUCAGUUUUUACAUUAUCGAUAACCAUCCUGUAAGAACGUUUUGAAAUUUGUAUCAGUAUAUUCACGGGUUUAAAAAAAAAAAAAAACUAUUCUUUCUCUGCUCGUAAUUUUGGUUUCGCUAUAAAAUACCAUAGCUGAGAGCAGUUCAAUUACAAUAUAAGCUUUAUGGCACAAGCUUCUAUGCGUAACUUUUGUGCUUUAUGGUCUUUUGUAUCGACGCGUAACGUGCUGUUAAAUAAAGUGUACUACUUGAGCUAAUUAAUCUAGUAAGGAAACGAUCAAGCCGCGCGAAAGGGUAGACGGCGUUGAAGGAGAAUCAUACAGGUACCGGGUCUCUUUCUUCAAGAAAAACUUGCAAACACAACAUUUUUAUUUGUGCCUGCGUAUUAUGAAAAUCUGGAAAAGCGUGAAAGAAAAAGAUUUUUUAAAAUACAGAAAAAAAAAAUUGUGUGAAAACGGAAAACAAUACACUCGUUGAAUUUAGGGCUCCUUCGUUGCCUUAGCAAGGUUCCUAACGCGUACGCGCGCGCAGCCCAAUAUGAAAGGCUGCAAAGGACAAAAGAAAAUUUAUAACGCUGGGUAUAAUUCGUAAAUCUAAUAAAAGCCAAAAAUAUUCGUUGAGAUGGUUGAAUUUGAUCCUUGUUACGAUGUUACACCAAAAACUACAAUCAUUUAUCCUGCAUUUUCAACACGUUUUCUUACACCGUGUUUCGUUCGAACAACGGACCAAUUAAUUCGCAUCCGAUUCAUUUAAAUCGAAUCAUUAAUGCCCAGCAACGACUGGAUUCACGCAAAAAUUUUCCUACGCACGAAGGGAAGAAUAAAUGAGUGUGUCGCGCAUCGUAUGUAAUUUUUAUUUCGAAUACAACACUGUGGACGAUAGUUAGCGUUUACAUUCUGUAGUUGACUAACAACCAGGGCACCACGGUAGUGAUAGUACUAAUGAUAAAAAUGAAGGGCUAGAUAAAGGUAUAAAGUAACGCGCCAGAGGUAGCUAGAGACUUAUCCGCGUUCCGACUACUCCUCACUAACUUUUACACACCUUCCUCCUACGGACCCGAUGUGUCUCCGUUAACGAUCAUUGCGAAACGUUGCUACACAACAUACUCGUACACAUAUAUUUAAUAAAAGAAUUAGUUUCGUACGGCUUCGUUCGCGAGUACUUCCAGCGUCGAGCACGAACCACGGAGUUUCGUUAUUUUUCCUCUCGACGUUCGAUCCUUCAAUUUUACAAGAUCGUAAAGAUAUUUUCACGAGUAUAUCCUGGCAAUGUUUAACACACAAACUGUUUCGAACUCCGUGUUCUUCGUGCUCGAACCGCGACCACCCUUUCGCCGUGUAAAUUAAAACAGAUUUCGAUAUAUAAUUGUACGACACAGAGCGUUUAGAUUUACAGAGUACGAUUUAAGUCGACGGUUUUUAAACGAGAUAAAAAGGUUCAACGAUAAAGGCGAAACUAUUUUCUGCAUCGAUUGAGACAAAGUGGACGAUGGAGAAAUACGUAUGCGAGAAGGGGGUGAAGAGAACGGAAUGGAUGGGUGACAAAUGAAAAAGGAGACGAAAGUUGACAGAAGCGUGAGUUGAUGAGACAGAAUGAGUGUGAGGGAGAGAAAGAUUAAUAAUCUUAGUAACCCGUUACUAUCUAGUACAGAUGCUCUAACGUCCAAUGCUGCUAAGUAAAUGAACGGAAGUGAUCGCGAUUUAUUUAUUUAUUUAAAAAAAGAAAAA
Molecule: messenger RNA, 6620 nt
Organism: Osmia lignaria (orchard mason bee)
Lineage: Eukaryota; Metazoa; Arthropoda; Insecta; Hymenoptera; Megachilidae
Gene: trc
Product: Serine/threonine-protein kinase tricornered
Biological process (GO): protein phosphorylation
Molecular function (GO): protein serine/threonine kinase activity; ATP binding
Source: RefSeq, a predicted model, not a curated record